Molecule: messenger RNA, 2124 nt
Organism: Chelonia mydas (Green sea turtle)
Lineage: Eukaryota; Metazoa; Chordata; Testudines; Cheloniidae
Gene: NR1H2
Product: nuclear receptor subfamily 1 group H member 2
Exons: 9
Coding region: 208-1503 (431 amino acids)
Biological process (GO): lipid metabolic process; positive regulation of transcription by RNA polymerase II; cell differentiation
Molecular function (GO): RNA polymerase II cis-regulatory region sequence-specific DNA binding; zinc ion binding; nuclear receptor activity
Source: RefSeq, a predicted model, not a curated record
UGCCCAGUCCCCACUUCUGACCCCUCCCCAGACCCCCCUCUCAGAGCCCCCAGCUGGUCACUGCCCCCCCCCCCCCCCGACCUCUCCCGGCUGGUCCCCGCCCCCAGGAGGUAGCCAGUGGCAUGUGGGCCUGGACCGGCUGAGCCCCCUCCCCGCGGGGGAACAUGCGCCGGGUCCCCGCGGAGCUGGGAGUCCCCGGAUCCUGACAUGGCCACCGCGGGCUCCGACCUGCCGCUGGAGGAUGGGGAGUCACUGUCCCCCAACUCCCCCGGAGCCCCCCGGACCCAGGUGAAGGAGGAGGGGCCCCAGUCGAGGCCGGAGGCUGCGAUCACCCCAGAGACCGAGGUGCUGGGCACUGAUGGGGAGGGGUCGACGCACAGUGCUGCGGAGGAGCCGGAGCGGCGGCGGCGGAAGGGGCCGGCGCCGAAGAUGCUGGGCUCGGAGCUGUGCAGCGUCUGCGGGGACAAGGCCUCGGGUUUCCACUACAACGUGCUGAGCUGCGAGGGCUGCAAGGGCUUCUUCCGGCGCAGCGUGAUGAAGGGGGCGCAGUACGUGUGCCGGGGCGCCGGGCACUGCCACAUGGACCUCUACAUGCGCCGCAAGUGCCAGCUCUGCCGGCUCCGCAAGUGCCGCCAGGCCGGCAUGCGCGAGCAGUGCGUGCUGUCGGAGGAGCAGCUGCGGAAGAAGAAGGUGCGGCGGCAGCAGGGGGUGGGGGGGGAGGCGCCGCCGCAAGGGCCCCCCCUGCCCCCCACGCCCCCGGCGGAGCCGGCCCAGCUCAGCCCCCAGCAGGAGCUCAUGAUCCAGCAGCUGGUGGCUGCCCAGCAGCAGUGCAAUAAGCGCUCCUUCAGCGACCAGCCCAAGGUCACGCCGUGGCCCCUGGGCACUGACCCCAACAGCCGGGAGGCCCGACAGCAGCGCUUCGCCCACUUCACCGAGCUGGCCAUCAUCUCGGUGCAGGAGAUCGUCGACUUUGCCAAGCAGGUGCCUGGCUUCUUGCAGCUCACAAGGGAGGACCAGAUCGCGCUGCUCAAGGCCUGCACCAUUGAGAUCAUGCUGCUGGAGACGGCCCGGCGCUACAACCAUGAGACGGAGAGCAUCACCUUCCUGAAAGACUUCACCUACAGCAAGGACGACUUCCACCGUGCCGGCCUGCAGGUGGAGUUCAUCAACCCCAUCUUCGAGUUCUCGCGGGCCAUGCGGCGGCUGCAGCUGGACGACGCGGAGUUCGCCCUGCUCAUCGCCAUCGACAUGUUCGCGGCCGACCGGCCCAACGUGCAGCAGCACGGCCAGGUGGAGGCCCUGCAGCAGCCCUACGUCGAGGCCCUGCACGCCUACACCCUCAUCAAGCGCCCGCAGGACCGGCUGAUGUUCCCGCGGAUGCUGAUGAAGCUGGUCGCCCUGCGCACACUCAGCAGCGUCCACUCGGAACAGGUGUUCGCCCUCCGCCUCCAGGACAAGAAGCUGCCCCCGCUGCUCUCCGAAAUCUGGGACGUUCACGAGUAACCGGGGGGCUGGGACCUCCCCCUCCCCCAACGUGGACUGCAGGGACCCCCUCCCAGACGGAACCCCCCCCGCCCCCCAGGGGCCUCUGUGAACGGAGCAUCCCCAGGCACCACCUGCAAGGGGCACUGGGUGCUCCAUUCCCCCCCCCCCCCAACCGGGGAGCCCCCAGCUGGGGGCGUGGGGGGGGGCAGCCUCAGAGACAAUGGGGGGCUGCCGUUGGUGGCCCAGCCCCCUCCCCCGAUCUGGGGAGGGCUACGAAGCACUUUUCUCUUCCCCUCUACCAUCUACCUGCCCCGGGGGAGUCUGCUGGGGUGUGGGGGGGAUUCAGGGCUGAGUUGACCCCAGCCCUGUGGUGGGGCGUGGAGCCGGGGGCCCUCCCCCGCCGACUCCAAGAGCUGUUUUAUUGGGGGGGUCAUCAUGGGGAUGGAGCAAUGGCCCCUGCCCCCAACUUGGAUCCCCCCCAGCAGACGGGACCCCAACCCCCACGCUGCUUCCUCUUGUGCAUAGGCCGUGAGCGCCCCCCCCGCUGGACUCGGGCUGCAUGGAUGGGACGGCUGGGGGCGCUCCUACCCCUGAUGGGGCGCAGACCCCUAUGGAAAUAAAGCAAAUCAUGGCACAGCA